Messenger RNA from Oncorhynchus nerka (sockeye salmon), 7516 nucleotides. RefSeq names its product solute carrier family 6 member 16a (gene slc6a16a). Gene Ontology annotation, cellular component: plasma membrane. NCBI's taxonomy places the organism in Eukaryota, Metazoa, Chordata, Actinopteri, Salmoniformes, Salmonidae. The transcript has 12 exons. Gene Ontology annotation, biological process: sodium ion transmembrane transport. Bases 242 to 2341 code for a protein of 699 amino acids. The record is from RefSeq and is a predicted model, not a curated record.
UCAUGCUUCUUACACUGCUACAACGUGGCGCCUGUGAAGUUUUGUAUAGGAUUCCGAAUAGCAAUGAUCAAGUUGAGCGCUCCAGAGAACCCUUCGUUAUUAUUUGCGUCAACCCAGACGUAAUUUAGAGACAAGGUUCUCGUUCUGCUGGGGUAACGGACCAAGACUGGCAGUGAGAAGUUGUCCGACGUCAGAGACUACUCCCCCAAGUGCACAGCGCGACGUAGAGGACACACACACCAUGAUGGAGAAGCCUCCAUUGCCUAGCAAUGAGGAGGGCACUAGGAUGGGAGAGAGUCGGUCGGAGGCGGAGCUCCUGGACUUGGGAGUGCAGGGGACCUCCGGGGGCGUGGCGUCGUCUGGGGAUGCAGACGACCGCCCGGCGUGGGACAGCAAGCUGCAGUAUGUACUGGCUCAGGUGGGCUUCAGCGUGGGCUUGGGGAACGUAUGGAGGUUCCCCUACCUCUGCCAUCAGAACGGAGGAGGCGCAUUCAUGGUUCUCUAUGUCAUGCUGUUGGUGGUGGUGGGGGUUCCCCUGUUCUUCAUGGAGCUGGCUGCGGGCCAGUGUAUCCGUCAGGGCAGCAUCGGUGUGUGGAAGCACAUCUCCCCCAAGCUGGCCGGUAUCGGCUACUCCAGCUGCAUGGUGUGUUUCUUUGUGGCUCUCUACUACAAUGUCAUCAUCGCAUGGAGUCUCUUCUACAUGGGCAACUCCUUCCAGUAUCCUCUACCUUGGGAGCAGUGUCCCAUCAACAUGACCACCAAUUACACUGUAAAGGAAUGCUUAGGUAGCUCCCCAACCACAUACUUCUGGUUCCGGAAGGCUCUAGACAUCACAGACUCCAUCGAUGAGUCUGGUGAGUUUAACCCCAUCAUGACAGGCUGUCUGCUGGCUGCCUGGGCCAUCGUCUGUCUAGCAAUGAUCAAAGGCAUCAAGUCGUCUGCCAAGGUGAUGUAUUUCUCCUCAGUCUUCCCCUAUGCUGUGCUGUUCAUCUUCCUCGUCAGAGGCUUGAUGCUGGAUGGAGCCAUGGAGGGAAUCGCCUACAUGUUCUACCCUAAAAUAGAAAUUUGGGCUAAGGUGCAGGUGUGGCGGCAGGCAGCCACACAGGUGUUCUUUGCCCUGGGCCUGGGCUACGGCUCUGUGAUUGCCUACUCUUCCUACAACCCCAUCCACAACAACUGUCACCGUGACGCGCUCAUGGUCUCUUGCAUCAACUUCAUGACCUCAGUGCUCGCAUCACUGGUGGUGUUCGUAGUGCUGGGCUUCAGGGCCAAGAACAUUGUCCUGAACUGCAUCACCCAAAAUCUGGGCCUGUUAAACGACAUGGCCACACAUGGAAGCAACCAUCACUGGUGGCCGUGGUUCAACAUGUCUGAUCCUGCCUCCGUCACCAUACCUGACUACAGAGAAUGGUACCAUCACUACGGCUCCCAGGUGGGGACAAACAUCACCGACUGUGACCUGGAUGAGGAGAUGAGCAAGGGUGUGGAAGGGACGGGCCUGGCGUUCAUUGCCUUCACAGAGGCCAUGGCCCAGUUCCCUGCCAGCCCCUUCUGGUCCACGCUCUUCUUCCUCAUGCUGCUCAACCUGGGCAUGAGCACCAUGUUCGGCACCAUGCAGGGGAUCCUCACCCCCCUCAUGGACAACUUCAGCCUGCUGGGACGCCACCGGACCAUGCUCACAGUGUGCAGCUGUGCUCUGGGCUUUGUGAUCGGACUUUUGUUUACCCAGCGCUCGGGGAACUACUUUGUGACAAUGUUCGAUGACUACUCUGCUACCCUACCCCUGAUCAUCGUGGUGGUCUUUGAGACAUUCGCUGUGGCCUGGGUGUACGGAGCUGACCGCUUCUUGGAUGACAUUGAGAUCAUGCUGAAAUGGCGCCCCCCGGUGCUGUAUAAGUACCUGUGGAAGUACGUGUGUCUGUUUGCUAUGGUGGGCCUGCUGGCGGCAAGUCUACUGCGAAUGGUCUUCAAACGACCGACCUACACAGCCUGGAAUCACACCACGGCAUCGGAGACAACUCUGGAGUACCCAGGCUGGGCCCUGGCCAUGUUGGCCAUGCUGAUCCUGGCUGCCACCCUGCCUGUCCCUGUUGGCUACUUCCACUCCUGGCUGAAGAACCGUGGCAUGGGCCCCGAGGGGGAGCUCGCGGGCCAGGAGAUAGACAGAGAGAGGUACACCAAGUGCAACUCCAGCGACGCCCUGGACUCCAACUCCCAGCAAACUCCUUCGGUGGAGGAUGAUGGCCGACCCAGGGCUAGCUUCCUACCACUGGGCCUCGACCACUACAGACUCCUCCCACAACAGGAAGACGUGGAGGAGGAAGAAGAGGAUACGAUGUGAGAGAGGGGUUUGAGAAUCAAGGGACGAAGAGAGGAGAGUGGCAGUCGGAAAGAGAGCCCCACUUUAGAGAGAGAGAGAGAGAGAGAGAGAGAGCGAGCAUCUCUUGACUGAAAUAGUGGAAAGGACUCCACUUAUAUCCCCAGACUUUUAAUUGAUAAGGAAUCUUAAUAAUGUAUUACAAUGUAUAUGACCGUUAAUCCAUAUUACCAAAGAAACCUAACAUUAGCACAAUGUAAUAACCUGUAUCCUUAGUGCCAACGCACACCUAUCAAUGACCUAUCAUAAGUGACCUAUCAUAAGUGACCUAUCAUAAGUGACUUAUCAUAAGUCACGUAUCAUAAGUGACCUAUCAUAAGUAACAUCAUAAUUGACCUAUCAUAAGGGACCUAUUAUAAGUAACCUGGGGUGGCAGGUAGCCUAGGGGUUAGAGUGUUGGGCCGGGAACUGAAAGGUUGCUGGAUCGAAUCCCUGAGCUGACAAGGUAAAAAUCUGUUGUUUUGCCCCUGAACAAGGCAGUUAACCCACCUUUCCCUGGUAGGCUGUCAUUGUAAAUACGAAUUUGUUCUUAACUGACUUGCCUAGUUAAAUUGACUAUUUACUAUUUUGACUAUUAUAAGUGACCUAUUAUAGGUGACCUAUCAUUAUACUGCUAAGUACUGUAAGAAGUGACUUAUUAUAGGUGACCUAUCAUUAUACUGAUAAGUACUGUAAGAAGUGCCUUAUUAUAGGUGACCUAUCAUUAUACUGAUAAGUACUGUAAGAAGUGCCUUAUUAUAGGUGACCUAUCAUUAUACUGAUAAGUACUGUAAGAAGUGCCUUAUUAUAGGUGCCUUAUUAUAGGUGACCUAUCAUUAUACUGAUAAGUACUGUAAGAAGUGCCUUAUGGUUCAAGUGCUGUAUUAACACACCCAGGAUCCUGUUCCUUGAACUGUGAUGACAGUUUCAACUAGCUGCUCAUUCUAAGUAUGACUUGUAUUCUUGGGUUUCUUGUAGUUUGACUUGAUUCUGCUCCAAAGACGCUUAUGAAGGUGAGGAGUAUUGAGGGAAGCGAAGGACUUUACAGUUCAGCUUACUAUUGCAUAGUAAUACUCUUGUAAGACAAGUAGAGGCUCUGAUCCAGAGAGCCACAAAAUAUAUAUUUGAUAUAUUCUGAUAUGCAGUUUUUUUAUUAGGGUGCUAAACUUAGUUCAAGAAAGUAAGGAGCUGAAUUUGGGGCAAAGAUUGGGGAAGUUGUGCAGUGGGACUCGGUAUGACCAGUGACCAGUAACCGCCCAUAAACAAAGAUCCUGCAAAAGUAACUUCUAAAGGAUGUUUAGAAAAUAACAUGCCUUGUGUCUGGGGUUUUACUGAGUAGUAGUAUGUGAUGGUAGUGAGGAACAGUGCCUUGUGUCUGGGGUUUUACUGAGUAGUAGUAUGUGAUGGUAGUGAGGAACAGUGCCUUGUGUCUGGGGUUUUACUGAGUAGUAGUAUGUGAUGGUAGUGAGAAACAGUACAAUCCACAUAGCUGUGUGUUAGUAGUGUUAAUAGUAGUGAACGGACUGAAAGGGAACUUAACAUUCACAUCAUCCCCUGAUGCCUAUUGUUGCCUCUGACCCAACGUGUCUGUCUGUCUGUCAGAGGCCCCAUCAGGGGGCAGGUCACCAGGCAGAACCAGUGAGCUAGAGAGGCCCCACCAGGGGGCAGGUCACCAGGCAGAACCAGUGAGCUAGAGAGGCCCCACCAGGGGGCAGGUCACCAGGCAGAACCAGUGAGCUAGAGAGGCCCCAUCAGGGGCAGGUCACCAGGCAGAACCAGUGAGCUAGAGAGGCCCCAUCAGGGGCAGGUCACCAGGCAGAACCAGUGAGCUAGAGAGGCCCCAUCAGGGGCAGGUCACCAGGCAGAACCAGUGAGCUAGAGAGGCCCCAUCAGGGGCAGGUCACCAGGCAGAACCAGUGAGCUAGAGAGGCCCCACCAGGGGGCAGGUCACCAGGCAGAACCAGUGAGCUAAGUAUCUAAUAAUAUAUUUUGGACAUAGUGUAUAUCCAGUUCAUAAGAAACACUUACUUGAAACAGGAAUUGCAUUUUUGACUCUUACUUUCAAUGAGCUGCAACUUUACCUCCCUUAUGAUCUAGAGACCAUGGUGCAAAGUCUCAGUCCUCAAAGCAGACUACUCCUUUAACCUAAUCACACUGCCAUUCUGAUCAUAACCAUACUGUUCUGGUUCUACUACUCCUUUAACCUAAUCACACUGCCAUUCUGAUCAUAACCAUACUGUUCUGGUUCUACUCCUUUAACCUAAUCACACUGCCAUUCUGAUCAUAACCAUACUGUUCUGGUUCUACUACUCCUUUAACCUAAUCACACUGCCAUUCUGAUCAUAACCAUACUGUUCUGAUUCUACUCCUUUAACCUAGUCACACUGUCGUUCUGAUCAUAACCAUACUGUUCUGAUUCUACUCCUUUAACCUAGUCACACUGCCAUUCUGAUCAUAACCAUACUGUUCUGAUUCUACUCCUUUAACCUAGUCACACUGUCGUUCUGAUCCUAACCAUUUAACCAUUCUUAUCACCUUGUCCUUUGCAGGCCAGUUCAGCUUGGCUCAGAUCGACUCCGUAGUGUGAAAAGAACUGUUUUUUUAUCCUUGCCUUGUUACCAGAGAUUGAUUUGUCGCUGGGAAACGAGGUGUGUGCACACGUCAGCCAAUCAUUAGUUGAUCAUAAGAACCAGGGAGAAACACUAACCUAGCAGGACUGUGGACGUCGAGGGCCUGAGUUUAUGCACCCUUGAUCAAGACAAUCAACUGUUACUGUAUUUCUCAGUGUUGAGUUUAUCCAGGUCAACUGUUACUGUAUUUCUCAGUGUUGAGUUUACCCAGGUCAACUAAUACUGUAUUUCUCAGUGUUGAGUUUAUCCAGGUCAACUGUUACUGUAUUUCUCAGUGUUGAGUUUAUCCAGGUCAACUGUUACUGUAUUUCUCAGUGUUGAGUUUACCCAGGUCAACUAAUACUGUAUUUCUCAGUGUUGAGUUUAUCCAGGUCAACUAAUACUGUAUUUCUCAGUGUUGAGUUUAUCCAGGUCAACUGUUACUGUAUUUCUCAGUGUUGAGUUUAUCCAGGUCAACUGUUACUGUAUUUCUCAGUGUUGAGUUUAUCCAGGUCAACUGUUACUGUAUUUCUCAGUGUUGAGUUUAUCCAGGUCAACUGUUACUGUAUUUCUCAGUGUUGAGUUUACCCAGGUAAACUAAUACUGUAUUUCUCAGUGUUGAGUUUAUCCAGGUCAACUGUUACUGUAUUUCUCAGUGUAGAGUUUACCCAGGUCAACUGUUACUGUAUUUCUCAGUGUUGAGUUUAUCCAGGUCAACUGUUACUGUAUUUCUCAGUGUUGAGUUUACCCAGGUCAACUGGCUAACUCAUUGAUCCUGCCUGGUGAGUUUACCACCCAGCUCUGCCCAUUCAUGUCAUUAGAUAUAAAAUGGGAUUUCUGAGUGCUCUGCACAGCUAUAACCAUCAAAGCAAAGCUAGUAGCUGCAAUGGAGACUGCAGAGAUAACAGAAUCCUCCACAGUUACAACUGGGAUGUAGACUUCACAAUGAUUGUACAAACAUCAUCAUGGCAACACAGCGUGACUUAGGCCUUAUUAGUAACUGUAAUGAAAUAACAAAUGUAAUGAUUUAAUACCAGACAUGAACCCAGUUACAGUCCACUUCCACUGCUUUUCCAUUUAAAUCGUGUUUGAAAUUACUAUUUGAAAAAAAUACAAAUUCUAAUUCAUAUGAAAAAGGGAAUCUAAAAGUAGUGACAUUUCCAAAACUUGUUUACGACCCUGUUAUUACAUGGUAAUUACACAGCUUAUUUCAUUGGUUGUUAAUAUGGUUUAACAAGGUGAAGCCUAUGGCGUCAAGUGUGGCCAGAAACCUUACUGUACUAGAAGGAUUGGUACACUUGUAGUCCCGCAGUCAACCACACUCCAGGUCAGGGGUGGGCAACUCCAUUCCUCCAGGGCCUGAUUGGUGUCACACUUUUCCCCAUCCCCAGAUAAAACACCUGACUCCAAUAUCGUGAUCUUCAGUUUAGAAUGUAAUUAGUUUAAUCAGCCGUGUUUGCUAGGUGUGGGUGAAAAGUGUGACACCAUUCCGGCCCCAGGGGACUGGAGUUGCCCAUCCCUGCUCCAGGGGAAUGGAGUUGCCCAUCCCUGCUCCAGGGGAAUGGAGUUGCCCAUCCCUGCUCCAGGGGAAUGGAGUUGCCCAUCCCUGCUCCAGGGGAAUAGAGUUGCCCAUCCCUGUUCCAGGGGAAUAGAGUUGCCCAUCCCUGCUCCAGGGGAAUAGAGUUGCCCAUCCCUGCUCCAGGGGAAUAGAGUUGCCCAUCCCUGCUCCAGGGGAAUGGAGUUGCCCAUCCCUGCUCCAGGGGAAUAUAGAGUUGCCCAUCCCUGCUCCAGGAGAAUAGAGUUGCCCAUCCCUGCUCCAGGGGACUGCAGUUGCCCAUCCCUGCUCCAGGGGACUGGAGUUGCCCAUCCCUGCUCCAAGGGAAUGGAGUUGCCCAUCCCUGCUCCAGGGGACUGCAGUUGCCCAUCCCUGCUCCAGGAGAAUAGAGUUGCCCAUCCCUGCUCCAGGGGAAUGGAGUUGCCCAUCCCUGCUCCAGGGGACUGCAGUAGCCCAUCCCUGCUCCAGGGGAAUGGAGUUGCCCAUCCCUGCUCCAGGGGAAUGGAGUUGCCCAUCCCUGCUCCAGGGGAAUAGAGUUGUCCAUCCCUGCUCCAGGGGACUGCAGUUGCCCAUCCCUGCUCCAGGGGAAUGGAGUUGCCCAUCCCUGCUCCAGGGGACUGCAGUUGCCCAUCCCUGCUCCAGGGGAAUGGAGUUGCCCAUCCCUGCUCCAGGGGAAUGGAGUUGCCCAUCCCUGCUCCAGGGGAAUAGAGUUGUCCAUCCCUGCUCCAGGGGAAUAGAGUUGCCCAUCCCUGCUCCAGGGGAAUAGAGUUGCCCAUCCCUGCUCCAGGGGAAUAGAGUUGCCCAUCCCUGCUCCAGGAGAAUGGAGUUGCCCAUGCCUGCUCCAGGAGAAUAGAGUUGCCCAUCCCUGCUCCAGGGGAAUAGAGUUGCCCAUCCCUGCUCCAGGGGAAUAGAGUUGCCCAUCCCUGCUCCAGGGGAAUGGAGUUGCCCAUCCCUGCUCCAGGGGAAUGGAGUUGCCCAUCCCUGCUCCAGGGGAAU